Planococcus citri (citrus mealybug) is the source of this 2121-nucleotide messenger RNA. RefSeq names its product fibroblast growth factor 1-like. Gene Ontology annotation, biological process: positive regulation of cell population proliferation; fibroblast growth factor receptor signaling pathway; animal organ morphogenesis. The record is from RefSeq and is a predicted model, not a curated record. Lineage: Eukaryota; Metazoa; Arthropoda; Insecta; Hemiptera; Pseudococcidae. Bases 112 to 717 code for a protein of 201 amino acids. Gene Ontology annotation, molecular function: growth factor activity; fibroblast growth factor receptor binding. Gene Ontology annotation, cellular component: cytoplasm. The transcript is spliced from 4 exons.
CCAAACGCCUACAGAAUGUGUACGAAUGACGAUAUGAAAUAUGGAAACGUUAUUUUAAAAAAAAAUGUUUCCGAGUUGAUACAAUGUAGUGAAAGGGUUUAGUUAUGUGAAAUGGAACGUUGCGAAGAAGAUGAUCAGUCGGAUUGCAGUACGGUUUACGUGCGUACAACACGUGAAGAAUAUUCAGAAACCGUUAGUCAUAGCGUGUCUCCUAGAAGCGUUCAUCCUGAUGAAGCGGCAUCGUCAUCUGCGGCACCUGCUGCUCUCAAGUUAACUGGACCUGUUUACAAGGGGUUCAAACAUUACGGUCCUAGGGUGCGAUUACAUUGUCGAACUGGAUAUAGCUUGGUUAUAUUACCUAAUGGUAUCGUUACGACAGAUCAAUACGCUAAUAAUCAAGCAGGCGUGCUCGAGUUCAGUUCGGCUGGUAUCGGUGAAGUACGAAUUAGAGGUGUCCAAGCUAAUUUGUACUUAGCUAUGAAUGAAAAUGGCAAUUUAUACGGUGAAGUAAUUACCCCUGAAAAUCCUCGUGAUUACGCAACCGUAUUUGUUGAAGGUAUAUAUGGCCAAUAUAACACUUAUUUAUCUCAAAAAUAUGCCCAUAACGGAUGGUAUGUGGGUAUCAAGAAAAAUGGAAUCAUUAAACGAGGACCAUUAACGCAAUGGGGCCAAAAAGCCAUUCAAUUUUUACCGCUUCGAGACGAGAUUAAAAAUUAAUUUCCAGUAGGUAGGUAAUAACAUAAUAUAGUCCUAUAAGUAUCUGUAAACAUUACCAAACUCAAUUUGUCGGUUUUCGUAUUCCAGAGGAACAAAAAAGGCUUAGCACACAAGUUGGCAAAGUCUUUAGUCUCAAUUUUUAUAUUUUUAAAACUUUUCACCAAUACCACUGCACCUUGUACUUAAGUUAUGAAACCCCAAAGCAUCAUCAAAACAACAGUUCGAAUUGGGAAAUAAAAUCAAAUUACCUACUUAUGUCCAGUAGGUACCUAGUGAAACACUAUUUAACCUUUCAAUGCUCUAAAAAAGCUCAAAGUAUUCCCCCAAAGGAAUAUUUAUCGUCCCAAAACACAGCAUUUAAGUAAUUUUUUUGACAUCUUCGAGAUCUCGCAAGGAAAAACGAUCACAUUACGACAAAAUUGCAAUAAAACCGGGUCAAACAUCGUGAUGUUUUUGAUUUUUAAAUUUUUGAAAUUGUGGCUGAAGUAUAAAAAUUUAUACCUACCUCAUUAUCGUUUCUAUGUAACACCAAAAUUCUCUAAUAGAUAAAAUUUUCAUUUUGGAAGACUACUGGAGUUCCGUGGAAAAUUGCAUGAAUUCAAAUUAAAUUGAUUGCUUUAAGAAUUUAUUAUUGGAACUCGGUUUUGAAAAUUUGAUAAUUUUUGAAUUUUCACAUUUACGUAGACCUGAGACGCACAAGACGUAUACGUAGAUAUCAUUUUCCUCUCCAAAUUACAAAACUAUUUUCUACAAAUUUUCAAAAUUUUCAAAUUUAGUAGAAGGAAUUUGGAAAGUUUUCAUGUGAUAAAAUUUGAUAGCGAAUUUCUAUCAAAAUUAAAGACGUUAAAAUGCUUUGAAAAUCUGAAGUCAGGCUAGUCAGGCUAAAGUUAAAAAUACAUUUUUUGCAAUCUGUUUUAACUAGGUAAGUAAGUAUGUCUACUGCAAGAUGGAAAAAUCACUUUCAAUUAAUCUGCAACAUUCGGGAAGUUACAUAUGUAACUUGAAAAAUCAACAUAAAAAUUGUAGCUUGGCCCCUUCAAUUUUCACCAUUGGCAAAUCACUUCGCAUUAAUGUAGCUCGAGCAGUAUUUUCCGCCGAAAUAUUUGACAUCCCCGCAAAGUCCGGUGUCAAUCCACUAGUGCAAACUCUGAUCGUGAGACACAGGAUAUGAGCUUUUUUUGUUCCUUUUGGUAAAACCAUUAAAACUUUCACUUUGGAAUAAGAAAACGUUUAUUUUUUUAAUUUAUGCAUAAUUUUCUACCCUGUUUUUCAAUGAGUUACGCAUAACAUAGAUUUAGAUAGGUAUUAGAUACGCUGAUUUUACAUUUUGAUGUGCAUUUAAAUGAAAGUUCAUUGAAGUUUGCGGUUUUAUGAUUUCUCAAUAAAGUUAUUCUUUGUAUUGUG